Mangifera indica (mango) is the source of this 597-nucleotide messenger RNA. RefSeq lists its product as uncharacterized. The record is from RefSeq and is a predicted model, not a curated record. The coding region runs from base 1 to 597 and encodes 198 amino acids. The transcript has a single exon. Lineage: Eukaryota; Viridiplantae; Streptophyta; Magnoliopsida; Sapindales; Anacardiaceae.
AUGGCAAUGGAAAUGGUGAAGAAAUCUCAGGAAGAGGACAUUAUGUCGAAUGAAACCAAUGGGCUUUUCCGUUCGUCUUCGGAACAUUCUUUGGAAAAGAAUAAUGAUCUCUCUCAUUGGGAAUUUGUUAACCCAUCUGAUGCUGAUUCAGAUGAUGCUAUUAUUGAUAAUCUUUCCUUAAAGAGUUUUCAAGAUGGGUUGUUGGUUUCUCGGCGUUCUCCGCUCUCUUCAUCAAGAUCGUCCCCGGAAGAUAAUCAAACGAAAAAACCCCAGCUUGUUGUGAUUGAUCAAGAUCGGUUUGUUGGGUGUUUUGACAAGCCAGUGUUAUAUAAUGACGAUGAGGAGGAUGAUGAUGAUGAAGGGUAUAAGUAUUAUGUUGGUUUGAAUUAUGGUGAUUAUUAUGAUGAUGGUGGCGAUGAUCUGGACGAUGAGCAUGUGCCGUGGUAUGUGAGUGGGAAGCUUGGGAGGCAGAGGAUGAGGACAAUGGGGACGAGGCCGUUUGCAAAGAUGCAAUAUUCAAAGAAGUCGCCUUCCUUGUAUAUGAAGCCGGGUUGUGUUCAAGGCAAGCAUGGACUGGGAAAGAAGCGUAGUUUUUAA